CGGGUCUCGGUGUAACCACGCCCAAUCAGCUGUUUCCUCAAGUCCAGCUGAAGCUCACGGGGAAACUUUUUUUCUCGCUCCUGUCCGGUUUCAGUGAGCCGAUGAUAGACGCCGCCGCCGUCCCGUGUUUGUUUAUCAUUUCUUUACGGUGUUAAUCCAGCAACAAGUGUCAGCAUGUCCUUGGCGGAUCAGCAGUGGUGUCCCACAAGCGUCCAGGUAACGGUACUCCAAGCCAGAGGCCUCAGGAUAAAGGGGAAAAGCGGCACUAACGAUGCGUACGCGGUCAUGCAAGUGGCCAAGGAAAAGUACCAGACCUCGGUGGUGGAGAAGAGCGUGGCUCCGGUGUGGAAGGAGGAGGCCACCUUCGACCUGCCACCCGGCGGAGGGGAGCGCAGCACCCUGCACGUCCACGUCCUGCACCGAGCUCUGGUGGGUCCAGACAAGCUGCUGGGACAGGCUGUCAUAAACCUGCUUCAGCUCAGUGAGGACAAAACCCGCAACAAGACCGAAUGGUUUAAGCUGCUGGACAAGACCGGCAAGUCGGACAAAGACAGAGGAGAGGUGCUUGUGGACAUCCAGUUCAUGAGAAACAACAUGACAGCCAGCAUGUUCGACCUCUCUGCUGCCGGCAAAUCCCGAUCUCGCCUGGGCAAGUUCAAGGACAAAGUUCGUGGCAAGAAAAAGGAAUCGGAUGCUGCGUCUUCCACGGUGCCGUCUUUUACCCAGGUUCUGACAGACAGCGAGGACGAAGCGAACGGGGAAGCCGAGGUAGCUGCAGGCAAGGACGAGAAAAAGAAGAAACUUAAGAUGAAGUCUUUGUUUUCUACCAAGUCUAACCUGCAGAAGAACAUGUCGCAAUCCAUGUCUGUUCUGCCUGGAAAGAAUUCCUCGCUGAGCGGCAGCCAGUCCUCUGGUCUGAAUGUGGACUCCUCUGAAGGUAAAAAGAAGUUCAAGUUCAUGAUACAUAAACGCUCGGGCAGCUCAGACAGCAAAGAUACCUCUGCUGGUCAACAGAAACAUGGUUCAGGGGAGCAAAGCAACUUGUGCAUCAACGGCAGUCACGUAUACCGUGAAGAGUCGCAGCCUCGGACCACUCGCAUCGGCUCAAACUUCAGUCUGGCCAGUUCAGGUCACGGGUCCAUGGAAGAUGUCCCUGAAAACUCUCCCCCCUCUGUUGAUUCGCUCAGGGCUGUGAGGCAAUAUUCACCCUGGACAGAGGAGGAAGAGGAGGAGGAAGCUGAAGUAGAAAAUAAGAAAAAGGAUAUGGAAGAAAUGAGGAUAAAAGAAGAGAAAGAGGAGAUGGUUAGGAGACAAGAGCUGGAGAGGUUAGCUGAGGAGAGGAGGAGGAAGGAGGAAGAAGAAAGAAAGCAGAUUGAAAAAGAGAAACUUAGGAGGGAGGAGGUGAGAGCUAAAGAAGAGGAGAGGGUUAAGAGAGAGGAAGAAGAGCGUGAGAGAUUAGCAGAAGAAAAGAGAAGACUUGAGGAGCAAGAAAGGAGACGGAUUGAAGAAGAGAAAAUUUGCAGGGAGGAAGAGGAAAAGGCUCAGGAAGAGAGGAGGAGAAAAGAAAAGGAGGAGGAGGAGAGGGUGAGAAGACAAGAGGAAGAUCUUGAAAGAUUAGCAGAAGAGAAGAGGAGACAGGAGGAAGAGGAAAGAAAAAGGAUUGAGGAAGAGAUGGCUAGAAAGGAGGAAGAGGAGAGGGUUAGGAUGGAGGAGGAAAGGGCUCAGGAAGAGAGGAGGAGGAGGAAAGAAAAGGAGGAAGAAGAGGAGAGAAUGAGGAGACAAGAGGAAGAGGAAAGAAAAAGGAUUGAGGAAGAGAAAGCUAGAAAGGAGGAAGAGGAGAGGGUUAGGAUGGAGGAAGAAAGGGCUCAGGAAGAAAGGAGGAGGAAAGAAAAGGAGGAAGAAGAGGAGAGAAUGAGGAGACAAGAGGAAGAGCGUGAAAGAUUAGCAGAAGAGAAGAGGAGACAGGAGGAAGAUGAAAAAAAAAGGAUUGAGGAAGAGAAAGCUAGAAAGGAGGAGAGGAUUAGGAUGGAAGAACAAAGGGCUCAGGAAGAGAGGAGGAGAGAAGAGGAGGAGAGGGUUAGGAGAGAGGAAGAAAAGCGUGAGAGGUUAGCAGCAGAAAAGAUGAGGCUUGAGGAGCAAGAAAAGAGACGAGUUGAAGAAGAAAAAAUACACAGGGAGGAAGAAGAGAAGAUUAGGAUGGAGGAAGAAAGGGCUCAGGAAGAGAGGAGGAGAAAAGAAAAGGAGGAGGAAGAGGAGAGAAUGACGAGACAAGAAGAGCUCGAAAGAUUAGCAAAGGAGAAGGGGAGACAGGAGGAAGAAGAAAGAAAACAGAUUGAAGAAGAAAAAGCUAGAAAGGAGGAAGAGGAGAGGAUUAGGACGGAAGAAGAAAGGGCUCAGGAAGAGAGGAGGAGGAAAGAAAAGGAGGAGAGGGCUGAAGAAGAGAGGGUUAAGAGAGAGGAAGAAGAGCGAGAGAGAUUAGCAGCAGAAAAGAGGAGACUUGAGCAAGAAAGGAGACGGAUUGAAGAAGAAAAAAUUUGCAGGGAGGAAGAGGAGAGGAUUAGGAUGGAAGAGGAACUGGCUCAGGAAGAGAGGAGGAGGAAAGAAAAGGAGGAGGAAGAGGAGAGGAUUAGGAUGGAGGAGGAACUGGCUCAGGAAGAGAGGAGGAGGAAAGAAAAGGAGGAGGAAGAGGAGAGGGUGAGGAGACAAGAGGAAGAGGAAAGAAAAAGGAUUGAGGAAGAGAAGGCUAGAAAGGAGGAAGAGGAACAGAUUAGGAGGGAGGAGGAAAAGGCUCAGGAGGAGAGAAGGACGAAAGAAAAGGAGGAGAGGGUGAGGAGACAAGAGGAAGAGCGGGAAAGAUUAGCAGCAGAAAAGGGGAGACAGGAAGAAGAGAGAAAAAGGAUUGAAGAAGAGAAAGCUAGAAAGGAGGAAGAGGAGAUGAUAAGGAGGGAAAGGGCUCAGGAAGAAAAAAGGAGACAAGAGGAAGAGGGGAGGCAAAGGAGAAGAGACGAGAGGAACAAGAAAAGAGGAGGAUUGAGGAAGAGGAGAGGAUUAGGAGGGAGGAAGAGGGGUUAAUGGGAAAUCAAAGAAAAGAUGGACACAGAGCUAUAGAGAGUCAAAGUCCUGCAGAAGUUACUUCUACUAAUCCAUUUGAAGAAAACCUUUCAAAUAAUCCCUUUGAUGAGAGUCCCGACUCACCUGCGGAA
Molecule: messenger RNA, 3203 nt
Organism: Scomber scombrus (Atlantic mackerel)
Lineage: Eukaryota; Metazoa; Chordata; Actinopteri; Scombriformes; Scombridae
Gene: rab11fip1b
Product: RAB11 family interacting protein 1 (class I) b
Exons: 4
Coding region: 175-3072 (965 amino acids)
Biological process (GO): regulated exocytosis
Cellular component (GO): intracellular membrane-bounded organelle
Molecular function (GO): small GTPase binding
Source: RefSeq, a predicted model, not a curated record